Molecule: messenger RNA, 3276 nt
Organism: Mauremys reevesii (Reeves's turtle)
Lineage: Eukaryota; Metazoa; Chordata; Testudines; Geoemydidae
Product: zinc finger protein 436-like
Exons: 7
Coding region: 131-2083 (650 amino acids)
Biological process (GO): regulation of DNA-templated transcription
Source: RefSeq, a predicted model, not a curated record
CUCCCGGCGCCCGGGUCUGGCUGCAGGCGGGACUCCCGGGCCGGUGCUGGGACGAGCCCCGGAGAUCGCGUCCGGCCCCGGCGGGGCGGUCUCAGUUUGUGUGAUCGGAAGAGAAGGGAUUUCUGAGAGGAUGGAGCCCCCGUCCAGCUCAAGGUCUCAGAGGUUCCACCACCCAGGACCACAGCUGAGCUGUGACCUCAGAGAGAAGCUGCAGUAUCCACGGCAACUAGAUCUUCCUGCACCUUAUUUGUUUGUUCCUUAUGAUAAGGAGAAUGAAGAAGACCAGGAUAUAGUGGCCUCGCUCUGUAGGUUUGGCUUUAUGAUGCCAGUGACGUUUGAGGAGGUGGCCGUGUACUUCUCUGAAGAUGAAUGGGCUCUUUUGGAUGAAAAGCAGAAGGAGCUCUACAGAAAUGUCAUGCAGGAGAACUACGAGACUCUCAUCUCAUUGGGAUUUCCGAUCGCUAAACCAGAUGCGCUGUCCCAGAUGGAGCGAGGGGAAGAGCCGUGGUUCCCAGAUCUCCAGCGCUCUGAGGAAAGAGAAAUCCCAAGAGGCACUAGCACAGGUGCUGGGACAGUGAGUGAGAAGGAGGGAACAGCCCAGAAAGUAUCUACAGGAGCAGAACCACAAAGGGUGUUCUCUGGGAGACACUGUUGCAUUGAGUGGGGAGAUGCCAGUGAGCGUCAGGGCAGGACAGAGAGGCUCUGGGAAGACCCUCCAGGCAGGAGUAAAUCCCCUCAUAGCAAAAGAAGUUUAGAGAAAUCCAAAGAGACCAGCACCCACCAGACAGCCUGCACGGGGGAGAGCCCAAACACAGGUGCUGAACCUGGGGAAAGUUUCAAUAAAUGCUCGCUCCUCGUUAAGCAUUGUCAGCAAACUUGUGCAGGAAAGGGUGCCUACAAGUGUAAUGAAUGUGGCCAAAGCUUUUCUCAACAACAGUGCCUUCAGAGACAUCUGAGAAGUCACACAGGGGAGAGACCCUAUAAAUGUAAUGAAUGUGGGAAAAGCUUCAGACACAAGACAAGCCUCGUUCUUCAUCGUUACACAGUCCACAAGUCGGAGAGACCCCAUAAGUGUCCAGUGUGCGGCCAGCAAUUUAUCCUGAGAAAGAGACUUAUUGAGCAUCAGAGAAUCCACAAGGAAGAGAUGCAUAGAGGGUUUAACAGUGGGAUUGUGAGAGAGAACAAGGAUGAGCAUCCCCAGCAGAAAAAGCCAGUGGGAGUGGAGCCUCAGGAGGCAUCUCAGAGAUGUGAACUGGCAGAUGCCGGUAAGAGUCGGGGAAGGAGAGGACAGCUGCGAGCUUACCUGGCAGGGGGAAAAGACUGUGAAUCUGCUGUAGGCGAAGGAAGUUCUAAGAAAUUGAACCGCACCAUCGCCUACCAGGGAACCAAGGUGGGAGCACAAGUGAACACACAGAGUAAAAGUAAGAGAAGCUUUAGCAGCAGCUCAGCCCUUGACCUGCAUCAGAAAACCCACCCGGAUGAGAAACGUUACAGCUGUGCCGAGUGUGGGAAAAGCUACCGCCAGAACUCUCACCUCCGAAGGCAUCAAAAAAGCCACACAGGAGAGAAACCUUAUGUGUGUGCUGACUGUGGGAGUAGCUUUGGACGGAAGUCAACACUCAGUAAACACCUACGGACGCACAAAGAGGAGAAACCCUAUAGCUGCGCUGACUGUGGGAGAAGCUUCAGAGAGAGCUCGUACCUUGUUCUGCAUAAGAGAAUCCACACAGGAGAGAAACCCUAUCAGUGUCCUGACUGUGACAAAUGCUUCAGGCGGAAAGGGGACCUUUCCACUCACUGUAAAACCCACACAGGGGACAAACCUCAUAAAUGCACUGAAUGCGGGCAAGGCUUCAGGCGGAAAUCAACUCUGACUAAGCACCUGAGGACCCAUACUGGGGAGCGACCCUAUAAAUGUCCUCACUGUGAGAAAAGCUUUCGUCAAAAGUUCUCCCUUUCCCAGCAUCAGUUAACGCACCAGGAAGGGUGGCCUCACAUGUGUACGGAAUGUGGGAAAGGCUUCAAUCACAAAUCAAACCUUGCUCAACACUUGGCAAAACUGCACUUGAAAAAGCAAAGCUGAAGAGGGGAACUGGUCUUUGAAUGGGUUUUGGGGAUGGUUAGUGGGAAUUUCAAGGCAGUGGAGUUCAACUUUGGAAGUUGAGCAGUGGCAUGCUAUCUAUGGACGCAACGCAUGGAUUGCAUUCCAGUGUGAGCCCUGAAUAUGACAUCCUGACUGGCUGUGCCAGUGGGACAAUUCCACCUGGCCCCUGAGCACACAGGGAGGAUGCCAUUUUGUCGCACAAAAUGGCAUCCUCCGCACAUUGUGAAGACACUGGUAUUUUAACAUGGCACUCUACAAAUGGAUUAAAACCUGGCGAACUGAGAUGUCUCAAUAUGUAACUUAAACAGGGAAUCCGCAUUGAGAAGGUGUGUUUCUAGUGUGAUCCUGCAGAGAUUGGUUCUUGAUCCUCUGCUAUGUAACACUUUUAUCAAUGACCUGGAAAAAAACACAAAAUGAUCACUGAUAAAGUCUGCAGAUGACACUCUAAUCCGAGGGGGUGGGGGAAAAUAAUGAAGAACAGGUCACUGAUUCACAGUGAACUGGAUCACUGCACUCCUCUAUGGAAUAGCUACGCAAAACAUUUCCCAAUUUACUCUUAAAAAACACAGUUGGGCAGAGUGCAGGGUAUGAAGUGGAAAACAGAAAAUGCCCCAAUUAAUUUAGUCGGUUAAGCCUUAGUGUGAUUUGUUAGCUUAUGAGCCAAAGUCCCCUAACAUUUUGCAUAGCUGCAAAGCCUAUAAAGGAUACGUGUGACCAAUUGCUAUACUUGCUGGUGAAAUAAGAAAUGGAGAGGUACUGAGACUGAUCUGUUUGCAGAUGAUUUAGCCAUUAUUUGCAAGUCCUAGAUGUUUUGCUGAGUAAGGGAUAUGGAGUGGUACUAACAGAACAAGGAAGUAACUAGGUUGUAAACAACUGGGGUAUGUGUGUCGGGAUAAGCAAAUUGGAACAGACACAGGUGUUGAGACUUAAAGAUGGGUCAGGAAAGAUUUUAUGGCUUGCCUGGAGGCAAGAUUCCCAUGACAGCUUUUUCUUAAUUGCAAAGUAUCUAGCAAGGAAUGGAAUUUUACAAUGCAGUAACCCAUGACAUAUUUUAUGUUGUACACUAUAUUUUUGCACUGUACUAAGUGCAACAUAUUCACAAGAUAUGUAAUGCAUAAAAAUGGCCAAAGAAGGCCAUAAACAAUGAAUAACCAGUAGGUUUUGAAACAGUU